CGUCUUCCCUUUUCAACCAUGUCUUUUCCAGCAUUACGGCUUUUUCCACUUCCGCGACGAUGUGUGCCCUGCUGGCUUGCCCAAUCGUUUCCGAAGGGGCACAGGAUACCAACUUUGAGCAAUACUCGCUUCGUUUCGAGCUCUCGAACUCAAUCCAUCCUUCCCGUCCAGAAAUCCUGGGUUGAAAACUUACCAACGAAAAUGAGACCGUAUCUCUAUCUGAGUAGAAUAGACAAACCUAUUGGCACAAUGCUUCUCUUUUAUCCCUGCGCCUGGUCCAUUUCAAUGGCUUCAUACGCGCUUCAGGUACCCUACACCAUACCAGUAACCUUCAUCAGUCUCUUUGGCAUAGGAGCAUUCAUAAUGCGGGGUGCUGGGUGCACGAUAAAUGAUAUGUGGGAUAAACAUCUUGACAAAGCUGUGGAAAGAACGCGGGAGAGGCCCUUAUCACGAGGAGAUAUCACUACUCCACAAGCUGUGUGUUUCCUUGCAACUCAAUUGUCAGCCGGACUCGCCGUGUUGCUACAAUUCAACUGGUAUAGCAUCCUCCUGGGAGCUGCGUCUUUAUCUGUGGUUACAAUAUACCCCCUCAUGAAACGCGUUACACAUUGGCCACAGGCCGUUCUCGGUGGGUUCACUCGCUUUGGCUCAACGUCACUCAUUAAAACACCUUGUCAAGGUUUGGCUUUCAACUGGGGAGCCCUCUUGGGCUGGUCUGCUGUUGCAGGCGUUACCAAUUGGAGUGUUUGCAUACCACUAUAUGCAGGGGGCGUCUGCUGGACCCUAGUCUACGAUACCAUAUAUGCUCACCAGGACAAAAAUGACGAUAUCACUGUUGGCAUCCGUUCCACUGCUCUUCUGUUCGGUGACCAUACGCGUUCAAUACUUGGUAGUCUCUCGGUUGCCUCGGUAUCUCUAAUAUCCUACGCCGGAAUUCUUAAUUCUCAAGCCGCGCCCUUCUACUGUGGUGUGGGUCUCGGCGCUUUACAGUUAGCCCGUGUCCUAUAUGAGACGGACUUUGAGAGUCGAUCUAGUUGCUGGAAAAGUUUCGUUGGCUGUGGCUGGGCCGGUUUUUGGAUAUGGAUAGGUACUUUGUGCGACUACGUCUUCUCCGUAGCCGGGUUCUUAUCGUAGCUGCGGGUAAGCAAAGAUCAUGUCAUUACAUGGAACCCAUUACCGUAUAUACGUCAUAAGUAGCACAAAAAGUUGGAACGCUAUUUAAUUGUGGUCGUGAUGGAGUG
Molecule: messenger RNA, 1241 nt
Organism: Guyanagaster necrorhizus
Lineage: Eukaryota; Fungi; Basidiomycota; Agaricomycetes; Agaricales; Physalacriaceae
Product: 4-hydroxybenzoate polyprenyl transferase
Exons: 5
Coding region: 19-1134 (371 amino acids)
Biological process (GO): ubiquinone biosynthetic process
Cellular component (GO): mitochondrial inner membrane
Molecular function (GO): 4-hydroxybenzoate polyprenyltransferase activity
Source: RefSeq, a predicted model, not a curated record